This is a messenger RNA of Trypanosoma cruzi, 1833 nucleotides long. Its product is annotated as translation initiation factor eIF2B subunit-like protein, putative. NCBI's taxonomy places the organism in Eukaryota, Euglenozoa, Kinetoplastea, Trypanosomatida, Trypanosomatidae. The record is from RefSeq and is a predicted model, not a curated record. Bases 1 to 1833 code for a protein of 610 amino acids. The transcript has a single exon.
AUGGCGGACUCCGCUUUGAUGGGUCAAGAAAACGAUGACGCAAAGGAGGUUGUGCGCCAGCAGCGUACACUGAAGCGGAAGAAGGAUGGCUUGCGGAAGUUGGAUAAAAGGAUGAGGUCUGUGAAGACAGAUAGUCCGGAGUAUAGUGCUCUCGUGGAGGAGAGCAAGGCGCUUGCAGCGGAGGUUGCUGCGAUGGAGGCGACGCUUGGAGUUUCCACUGUUGUUGUGCGGGAUGCUUCAACUGCGCCACCCGAUGCUCCCACCAUCUCUGGUGGUGCUCCUGCGGAAAAGACAUCCGCGACGGGCUUGGCGCAGUCAGCGGCCUCCGCGCGUUCUCCUUCUGGAGCAGUCUCUCAUGGAGAAAGUCAGGUGCGGCGUGGGGCCAACCCAAGAAAACCAGAGAGGAGUGAACGCAAAGAUGCUUUGGCCAAGGCUAGCACGGAGGGGGAAAGGACGGCGACGAGAGCAAAAAAACUGCAGAGCCAGCCCAACACGUCUUCACCCGCCGACAAGCGAACGUCCGAUGCGGUCGAUGUUGUGCAACCUGGUGAAUCCGUUAUAGAAAGUACUCUUUCUGGGACACAGUGCCCUCUGUUUCCAGAAAUGCCUUUUCAACCGCCUUGCAGCAGCGAGCUGGUACAUUAUCAGGUCGCUGAGUUGGCUCUGAUGAUGGAGUCUAUGGUGAUUGUUGGUGGCAACGCGCGGACCCUUGCCAUGAUUCAGGCGUUUAAGUCCCUUCUUCAGACGACGCCUGUUCUCUCGGGUCCUUCUCUUCGCGACGUAAAUUCAAAGGUUUUUGAAGAAUUAAUUGAUGAGAACUUUAACUUUCUUCGUCGUGGUCGCGAGCCAUCCACAGGUAUGACAUACGUCAAGGAGGUUUUGGUCCGUCGUGUUGCUGCACUUCUCUCUUCAGGAGGGGACUUUAGAGUUUCCGAAGAUGGAUCCUUUAUCCCGUUGGAAAAGGAGAAAAAACAAGGGGCCCUUGAGGUUACUGAAUCUCCUCUCACUCUCAGUAGUGAAGUGGAGAAUAGCUUGCUUGCCGGUGAUCCGCGGGAGGUGUCAUUGAAAGUAUUAGCUGGUAUUGAAAAGGAAUUAAGGCUGUCCAUCAAGAGCAUCGUGGAGGAUCGUUCUAUUCCCCUGAUCUCUUCCAAUGAUACCAUCAUGGUUUUUGGGAGGAGCAGUACGGUAGAACUUAUUCUUCUUGGUGCCGCCAAUAAUCCUCGACUGGGAGUUAAACCGAGGGUUAUCGUGGUGGAUGCUGCUCCACUUUAUGAGGGCCGAGCCCUUGCGAAGCGUCUUACAACCAGUGGUCUCAGUGUGACUUAUGGUCUUAUUACAAGUUGCUGCACUCUUAUGCCACAUUGCACCCGAGUCUUCAUUGGCGCAGCAGCAGUCCUGCAAAAUGGAGAUGUCUUUAGCCGCUGUGGCACCGCCGUGGUCGUUGCCAGCGCAAAGCAAUACCGUAAACCCGUUUUAUGCUUUAGUGAGAGUUUCAAAUUUAUAUCGGAGGUUUGGCUUGGCAACCUUGGGCAAAAUACACAAUUGCAAUUCUCACAGUCUCUUCCAGGCGAUCACCGGAUCCGAAGCCCCGGUGGAAUGAGCCCUCCAAGACAUCAGAAUCGUGAGAUCAAUGAACAACCGUUUGGCCGCAGCAAUGAUGGGCUGCCCAUGCAGUCAAAUGCUAGUUCUGCCUCCGGCUAUUUGUAUGAUCUCACACCCGCAGCUUUCAUCGACAUGAUUAUCUGUGAGAUGGGUUGCCUGGAUACAUCUGCCAUUGUCGCAGCGCUACGGGAUCGUGAAGACAGGGAUGCGUGCCUCAUGUCUGUAGCGUAA